AUGACACGUUGUGUGGUUGCCAUUCGGCUUCCUGGCUCGGUGUUGCUCAGUACUAGCACGGACAGACACGUUGAACAGCCCCUGAGGGCACUCUACCUAUCGAGAUGUCUGAAGUUGCCACUGAAGCCGCUGCCGCAGCCCCGGCUGCCUCGCCAGCCAAGACCAAGAAGCCAAGGGCCCCCAAGGGACAGGCAAGCCGAAGAAGCCGUCGACCACCCCCCAGUCAACGACAUGGUUGUUGCUGCCAUCAAAACCUUGAAGGAACGCAACGGAUCGUCCCUGCAGGCCAUCAAGAAGUACAUCGCCGCCAACUACAAAUGCGAUGUCGCCAAGCUUGCCCCAUUCCUCAAGAAGGCCUUGAAGAAUGGCGUCGAGAAGGGCAAGUUCGUCCAAACCAAGGCACCGGCCGCUUCCGGUUCGUUCAAGCUGAAGGCUGAAGCUAAGAAGGCCGCCAGUGAGAAGAAACCGAAGAAGGCCGGCGAGAAGAAGGCCAAGAAGGCUACCGGAGAGAAGAAGAAGGCCACCAAGAAACCAGCUGGGGAGAAGAAGGCCAAGAAGCCAGCCGGCGAGAAGAAAGCCAAGAAGCCGGCUGCAGCCAAGAAAGCCAAAGCUGCUGGUGCCAAGGCUGCCAAAAAGGCCGGUGGUGUGAAGAAGGCUGCUGCUCCGAAGCAGAAGGCCACCAAACCUUCCAAGACCGCCGCCAAGAAGCCCAAGACCCCAAAACCGAAGAAGGCUGCCCCAGCCAAGAAAGCUGCCGCGAAGAAGACCGCUGCCAAGAAGUAAAUUUGGGACAGCAACCGUACUGUUGUAAAACAGUAUCUAACAUCCAAUCAGUCCUUUUCAG
Molecule: messenger RNA, 844 nt
Organism: Aedes aegypti (yellow fever mosquito)
Lineage: Eukaryota; Metazoa; Arthropoda; Insecta; Diptera; Culicidae
Product: histone H1-like
Exons: 2
Coding region: 1-783 (260 amino acids)
Biological process (GO): negative regulation of DNA recombination; chromosome condensation; nucleosome assembly
Cellular component (GO): nucleosome; nucleus
Molecular function (GO): structural constituent of chromatin; nucleosomal DNA binding; double-stranded DNA binding
Source: RefSeq, a predicted model, not a curated record